AUGUUUUCCUUCAUUGAUUUUUCCUUUCUGUUGAACAGACCGAAGGAUUCGAAGCCGAAGCUGAAGCGCUCUCAGAGUUUCGGACCUUCGAGCGCCAGCGGGAUAAAACAGAUGCUGCUGGAGUGGUGCCGCUCCAAAACCAUCGGAUAUCAGAACAUCGAUAUACAGAACUUCUCGUCCAGCUGGAGCGAUGGGAUGGCGUUCUGCGCUCUCGUUCACUCCUUCUUCCCGCUGGACUUUGACUACAACACGCUGGAACCAAAGAACCGCAAACAGAACCUGCAGCAGGCCUUCACCACCGCAGAGAAGCAGGCGGACUGUCUGCGUCUGAUUGAGGUCGACGACAUGCUGGUGAUGGGCGACAGGCCGGACGCGAUGUGUGUGUUCACCUACGUCCAGUCUCUGUACAACCACCUGAAGACGUUCGAGUAACUCUGUAUCAGAGGAGAUUAUACAUUAAAGGUCACCUAUUAUGCAGAA
Notothenia coriiceps (black rockcod) is the source of this 480-nucleotide messenger RNA. RefSeq names its product smoothelin-like protein 2. NCBI's taxonomy places the organism in Eukaryota, Metazoa, Chordata, Actinopteri, Perciformes, Nototheniidae. The transcript is spliced from 3 exons. The record is from RefSeq and is a predicted model, not a curated record. Gene Ontology annotation, molecular function: protein binding. Bases 1 to 432 code for a protein of 143 amino acids.